This is a messenger RNA of Aspergillus pseudonomiae, 1323 nucleotides long. RefSeq names its product ankyrin repeat domain-containing protein. NCBI's taxonomy places the organism in Eukaryota, Fungi, Ascomycota, Eurotiomycetes, Eurotiales, Aspergillaceae. The annotation marks the transcript as partial. The transcript has a single exon. Gene Ontology annotation, molecular function: protein binding. The record is from RefSeq and is a predicted model, not a curated record.
AUAUAUAACGCACAGUGCUAUCAGACGAAAGACACUCAAACUAACAGGAUGGCCUAGGCGCAGUGACUGAGAAAACCGUGAAUAGAAUGAAUGACACUACUGCAGAGCCUACGUACUCCUAUCCACAUCGCCCAGCACGGACAUCCUUCAAUAUUACGCGCGAGCUACACAUUGCAUGCUUACUGAAUGAUUCUGAGCGGGUCACUGAAUUGCUUGCGAUGGGAGCAAAUCGCGAUGCCAUUAGCCACGCUGGGUAUUCUGCGCUUGACGUAGCUGACUUGCUGAACCGAGUGAGCGUUGUUAAACGUCUCUUGGCACCUGUGAACAUCCGAGAGACCGGAAUGCUAGAGCUCAUGUACGCUAUCCGUCAGGGCAGAUCGACUGUUGUACAAGCUUUGCUGGAAAUGGGUCUUAAUGACCAGCUUCAGGACGAGGUAUUGUUCCGUGGUGUUUUCCUCAUGGCGUGCUAUAUUGGAACGACCUUUGUCGUCAAUGCUCUGGUCAAAUAUGGCCCAGGCCUUUCUAUCUCUCCUUUCGAGGAUAUGUUUGUUCAUGUUGCCAUGUUUCUGAACAAUACCGAAGUAGCUGAUACGAUUCGUGAUAUUGCUGACAUUGAACGUCGCAACAUGUUGAGAGGCGUCGAGGUGUGUGGUCUAAGAUAAAGGUCAAAUAUCUCAAAACCUGGUCAACACUAACUUCGAAUCAGGCAUAUAUGCUUUCAAGUCCGUACUUGGAAGCGACUGAGGACACCGACGAUUUCUUUUCUGAUUUCCUGAAUGACCCUAACACAUCCGACUUUAACGCAUCUCCUGAGCACGAUGAAUAGUUGUCAAUAAAUUCGUGGCUUUAAUCCGCUCUUCUGCUAGAGGCGGGAUACUGUAGCGAAAGCCUUGUUGAACCUAUCAUGUGGCCAUGUUAUAAUUCGGACCGAUAUGAAGAAAUUGGCUGCUGAACCUCUCCCGGACAUCUUCACUGCUGAAGAUAGGACUACAGACCUACUGCGCUUGAGCGAUAUUUAACACAAUAAACGAUAUGUACAAUUACGGGAUACAAUUUGACUCCAGAGGAAGAGCAAAGUUGACAAUUUGGUCCUUGGACUCUUCGCCUCUGAAUUGGAGUCAUACUGUACAAAAAGCGAGUCUUUAGAGUCCCUUUCUUACAAUCUCACCCAAGACUAAGGGGGAAAGGGGGGAGAAGGGAAAAAAAAUAUCAUCCUUAUUCCCUUAUGCAAUCAGCUUCUUAGGAUGGUGUUAGCCAAAUGAUGCAUUACUAGUAGUGUCCAGCAUUAAAUUGGGGUUGCAUCGCCCUACCCUGGGACAGUUA